Notechis scutatus (mainland tiger snake) is the source of this 1448-nucleotide messenger RNA. It is a transcript of the gene HTR2A, whose product is annotated as 5-hydroxytryptamine receptor 2A. Lineage: Eukaryota; Metazoa; Chordata; Lepidosauria; Squamata; Elapidae. Gene Ontology annotation, cellular component: plasma membrane; dendrite. Gene Ontology annotation, molecular function: G protein-coupled serotonin receptor activity; neurotransmitter receptor activity. Gene Ontology annotation, biological process: response to xenobiotic stimulus; phospholipase C-activating serotonin receptor signaling pathway; serotonin receptor signaling pathway. The record is from RefSeq and is a predicted model, not a curated record.
CAUCUGCAAUUUGCAUUUUCAAUGCUAUAUACUUACCAGUUUCAGAAUUUUUAGAAAUGGAUAUUUUUUCUGAAGAAAGGUCCAUAAUAGAACAUUCCUUACUACAAUUAAGCCAAGCUAGAAAAUUCAACAGAAGUAUACUUACAUCUGAAGAAAUUAACAAGUCUUGUUUAUGCAAUGUGACUGCAGACUUUGAUCCUAUAAUGAACUGUUCUUGUGAAGGGAACCUAACUACAUCAUUAUUUCCUAUUCUUUAUGAGAAAAACUGGUCUGCUCUCUUAACUAUUAUUGUGAUUAUUAUAACCAUUUUUGGAAAUAUUCUAGUCAUCUUGGCUGUUUCACUAGAAAAGAAGCUGCACAAUGCCACAAAUUAUUUCCUGAUGUCACUUGCAAUAACUGAUAUGCUCUUGGGUUUUCUUGUCAUGCCAAUAUCAAUGCUAACUAUAUUAUAUGAAUACAGGUGGCCAUUGCCCAGAAAUCUCUGUGCUCUGUGGAUUUAUUUAGAUGUGCUCUUCUCUACUGCGUCCAUCAUGCAUCUCUGUGCCAUAUCUCUGGAUCGCUAUAUUGCCAUUCAAAAUCCCAUUCAUCAUAGCCGGUUUAACUCCAGAACAAAGGCCUUGGCAAAAAUUGCUCUUGUUUGGAUGGUAUCAAUAGGUAUUUCAAUGCCAAUUCCUAUAUUUGGAUUCCGCGAUGAUUCUAAAGUUUUCAAGAAUGGAAGUUGCGCUCUUGUGGAUGAGAAGUUUGUUUUAAUUGGUUCUUUUGUAGCAUUUUUUAUUCCACUUACUAUCAUGGUGAUCACCUAUUUUUUAACUAUAAAAUCCCUUCAAAAAGAAGCCACAUUAUGCAUGAAUGAUCUUGAUUCAAAAGCUAAGUUUGGCUCAUUCAGGUUUUUUCCUCAAAGUUCUCUUUCUUUGAAGAAACAUUCUAUACACUCUCUGAACAAAGAAUCAGGAACUUUUAGGAGGAGAAAGAUGCAAUCAAUAAGUAAUGAACAGAAAGCAUCCAAGGUACUUGGAAUUGUCUUUUUCCUGUUUGUGGUAAUGUGGUGUCCUUUUUUCAUCACAAAUAUAAUGGUAGCUUUUUGCAAAGAGGUGUGUGAUAAAGAUGUAAUUGAGGAUCUGCUUAACAUUUUUGUUUGGAUUGGCUACCUUUCUUCAGCAGUCAACCCGCUUAUAUAUACAUUAUUCAGUAAAACCUACCGAUCCGCUUUUGUACGUUACAUCCAAUGUCACUACCAAGAGAAAAAGAAACCUCUGCAGUUAUUCUUAAUGGACACUAUCCCUACUGUAGUGUACAACUCACAUCAGAUAACACAAAUGAAAAGCUUUAGAAAGGAAUCUAAGUUGAUGGCUAAAGACUAUUCUACAGGGACAUCUGAAAUACAUGAUCUGGAGGAAACCUUAAAGAACAAAGUCAGCAACAUGAAUGAAAAGGUUAGCUACUUGUGA